AUGGACACAUCCAACGGCCUCCCAAUUCAAGAGCAAGUAGACAUUGCCGAUGUCACAAUCAACGAUGUCCUUGCCGCCGAUCAAAUUGAAAAAAUACUGAUCAGCGGACUAGAAGAAAUACCUUUAAAGACGCGUAUUGAAAAUGGUCUCAAUAAUAUUGUUAUUGAUAAAAUGAGAGGGGUUUUGUGUGAUGAUCCUGAGAUUCUUUUAUCUGCAAAGCACUAUAAAAUUGAACCUGAAUCUCGGUUCAAAGUUUUGAACACCUCGAGAGUAGAAUUCUACAUUCAACCUGAGCGUUUCGAUGCUUGGCUCCUGAAGCAUCAAAGGCCUAUCUCCACCAACUUUGUGUUGGCAAAAAAAUACGAUUACAAAGUUGACAAUCAGUAUCGCCUUUCCUAUGAAUGCCAAUGUGCUGGCAAGAAGCGCAUAAGAAAAGAUAGAGUUCAAGGAGGUGUCACUGGCAAGACUAGAAAUCGUGCUCCAGGAAUUAAACAAGGAUGUGGAGCAAAAAUCUUCGCUACGCGUGCGCGCGAACAUAUAGAGACUUGAAAUUCGAGAGGGUUUGAAGGUCUUUUUAUUUGGCAAACGGGAAGUGAUACACUGCUGGUGGAGUCAUUCACCACGAAGGGGGCUUCUUAUGAGAUCAAAGUUGACUUUUCAAGAUCUCCCACUGGGCAUAUCAUGUCGUGCUCCUGUCACUAUUUCUUCAUGAACCACACUUGUUGUAAACAUAUCGCUUUGGCUCAGCUAGAAUAUCAUCCAGUGACAUUCUUUCGUGUUGAUCAAUGGGAGCAUGAGUCCAAGUUCCAGCCGGGGAUGCUUGAGCCUCUUGAGGAGGAGCAUUCUGCUAAUCCAACUCCUGACGUUGACCAUAUUGCAAUUUAUAUUCAACGUUUGACGCUCUUAGAAGAACUCAGGGAUAAAAAUGCUGACUUUCCACAAAGAAAGCAAAUUGAAAGGGACCUGUAGGCUGUACUAGAGCGUUUCGAGGCAGUGUUUCCCCGGCGAGAGGGACAGGGACUUGAGAAUAAGCGGCC
This is a messenger RNA of Lobosporangium transversale, 1037 nucleotides long. RefSeq lists its product as hypothetical. NCBI's taxonomy places the organism in Eukaryota, Fungi, Mortierellomycota, Mortierellomycetes, Mortierellales, Mortierellaceae. The record is from RefSeq and is a predicted model, not a curated record. Bases 1 to 549 code for a protein of 182 amino acids. The transcript has 2 exons.